Messenger RNA from Esox lucius (northern pike), 8490 nucleotides. RefSeq names its product formin-2. Lineage: Eukaryota; Metazoa; Chordata; Actinopteri; Esociformes; Esocidae. Bases 15 to 4334 code for a protein of 1439 amino acids. Gene Ontology annotation, cellular component: endoplasmic reticulum membrane; actin filament; cytoplasm. Gene Ontology annotation, biological process: actin nucleation; intracellular transport. Gene Ontology annotation, molecular function: microtubule binding. The record is from RefSeq and is a predicted model, not a curated record. The transcript is spliced from 18 exons.
CUUUCUCCUCUCCUAUGUUAGUCGCAGGACUGCUACUAUACAGAAGGCAGUCUAGCACUCAGCCUGCUGCAAUCGGGAUGCAGACCAUUCAAACUGUCGAGACCCAGGUGCCUUUCCUGAAGGAGAGCUUCUUCACCACAUCCUUUAAAGACCGGAGAAAGAGUAGUGUGACCAACCUACUCCGCAGGCAGCAACAGCAGCAACAAAAUCACCCUCACAAUCCACCUUCGCCUUCUCUGGCCGGGGAGGAUGUCUGUAUUGAGCAUGCUCGACUGAGUCGGUCAUCCAGCAGCCCGUUAUGCAACAAAACAGAGCGAGUAGAUAUGAGGAGAGAGGGGGAGGAAGGCAGUGUCAGCCUCAUCUCAGCAGCGGCAUCCACACAGCUGCUCCUGACGCCGGCGAGCAGGCAGGGAUUAGUGUUGAGCUGUCGGGGAGCCAGGUCAACAACGCCAGAGCCGCCCCAGCAGCAUGGCCUGAUUGCCAAAGGGUUCCGCCUGCUUAGGAACAUGGGUAACCAGGAGGCUAAGCAGAGGAAGGCGGCGGGGGGAAACACCCCCUGCAAGGUCAGGGAACCUGAGACCUCCAAAAAAGGCAGGAAGCCUAAAGGGGGAGAUGGUGGCAAGAGGAUAUCCAAAUCCGAAUCUAAAAGCUCCUUGUUUUCCAAUAUGCUGAUGAGGAAGAGUCUGUCUACGGCGAAGGGACUGUCCAAGGAGGACAUCCUGGACGUCAAGGGCUCUCAGCUGGAGGUGGCUGCCGACGAGCUGGGGAUGAUGUCGGAUAGUGAGCCUGAGCAAGGCCUCGGGACAACAUCGGGGCUCGAAGAUGAGAGCCAGAGGACGAGCUCAGGUUCAGAUGAGGACCUUUACAGCUUCCACUCAGCGAUGGCUGAGCAUGAGGACCUUCUGUCAGACAUCCAACAAGCUAUCAAGGAGCAGCAUCGAGCCACAGAUCAGGUCCUGGACAGGGUCACUGUCCCUUUGGGGGUCACCUCCCCAACCUCAGAUAGAGAUGUUCAACCUCUGCCCCCUGGACCCAUUAACCAACAUCAGAUAGACUCUGCUCAGAAUCCAAACCUGGACAAGGGACAGAUGGAUGAGACAGCUGUUGCUACUGAUACCGUAGAUCCAGACCAAAGUGCCAAGUGUGGAAAAUCCGAGACAGAUAGAGGUGUUGCAUGUGGGGGGGAUUCAGACCUCGGUUCGUUGCUUGGCAGCUGCCCUUCCUCUGCUUCCCCAGACAAGGAGAGCAGCAGCAGCAGCCCUAUACCGAGGACCACCAGCACAUACAGCUUCCCAGACACCACCACCACAUCCUAUGAGAGCGCUGAGGAGCCCCAGGAUGACCUGGAAAGUCCAUUGCUGAGCUUCCACCUCACUGAGAACCGGAACUCUGAUGAAGGGGUUUGCGCCACUGAAGGGGUUAGGUGCAUGAGGUUGGGAAAGGCCACAGGAUCAGUCUCAGCCCGAAGUGUGAGUAACAUGGACCUGACUGUGGAGCAGGAGGAACAGAGGGACAAGGGGAGAGACUUCCAGUCCCUGAGAAGGAGAAAGAGUAGCUAUUCUGUCUCUCUGCUGAUGGCUGACAGUUCCAAGGACUCACUCACUAGAAGGACAUCCUCCAGUACAUCCACUGUAAAGCCCUAUCCUCCCAUAAACCCUUCUUACGUGAAGACCACCACCAGGCAGCUAACAUCACCGGUAGGGUCUCCCAGCCAGAGCCCCGUUAUCCCCCGUAGGAUGGGGCCAGGCACAGGGUAUGGGGGUCACAAGAGUAGGCCCCAUGAGUGGAGGUCCAGCAGGCAGAGGUCCUGCAGUAUCGCCGGUCCUCUAAGUCAUUCUUCAGACUGGAACAACGACCUGGAAGGCCUCCAGGCUAGACAUGAGGGCAGUAUGGACCUACAGGAGCAAGGGGAGUCACAUAGGGUCUUCCCCGGGGCUAGUCUCACACUCUCAGGUGUCCAAACCAGCAGCACAGGGGCCUCCCACUGUGUCUUCUCUGGUCACACACUGUUGGAUUAUCUAUGUCGGCAGCAAGAGGAAGGAGCAACAGAGGAGGCAGCGAGGCUGUGCUGUUCUUUGUUGGGCCUGGGCUUGCUGCAGCCCCUCAGUGAGGUUUUCAGGAAGCAUCCUGGUGACAGUGUCAUUCCAGUCACUGCCGCAUUCAAUGCAAACCAGCUGUAUACCUGGGCCAUUUUCGGCCAUCCCUCCUACAUUUGUGAGCUUAAUGAAGGUAGUACUCCAGGCCGUCUCCUGGCCCAAUGGCCCCCUCCAAAGCCAGCUCAGAAUUCAGCAAUGUCAGGGAAGCUGUCCCAAGAGGAAAAUGGCAGUGAAAUGUCAGGGCUGGAGCAGACCAUCAAUGACCUAAGGAUAAAGAUUGCAGCUCUGGAAAUCCAGCAUGCAUCCCUGGAGAUGGAGAUCCACUCUAAAGAGAGGGGGGAUGUGAACAAUACUGUGGCCCAGGGGGAUGUCAACCAAACAGGGACACAUAGGAGAGAUUUAGCUGUACAGACAUCACCAGUGGAGGAGAGAUCUAGAUUUAAAUUCCCUUUCAAGGAAGGAUCAAUCCCCUCCUCAGCCUCCUCCGUUUCCCUCCCCAAACCUGGCUUUGUCUGCACCUGUCAAUAUCAGCAGCAAAUUGCACCUCCACCCCCUCCGCCUCUACCUCAGCUUGAUGGGGGACCCCCACUGCCUCCACCCCUUCUCCCUGGUGGAUGUGGUCCUCCUCCACCCCCUCCUCCUCUACCUCAGUUCGUUGGGGGACCCCCACCGCCUCCACCCUUUCUCCCUGGUGGAUGUGGUCCUCCUCCACCCCCUCCUCCUUUACCAGGUAUGGGGGGACCCUGUCCUCCACCACCACCCCCUCCCCUUCCAGGCUUUGGUCCACCACCCCCACCCUCUGCAUCGGGUUUGGGUCCCCCUCCUCCACCACCACCUCCUGGCAGUGGUCCCACACCUCUUUCAGGCUUUGGACCUCCUUCCAUUGGUUCCUCCAUGUCCCAGGAGGCUUGUCUCAAGAAGGCACCCAUUGAGCCCCCGAAGCCCAUGAAGCCUCUUUACUGGACCAGGAUCCAGCUGCAUACUAAGAAGGACUCAAGUUGUUAUCUGGUUUGGGAGAAGAUCAAUGAGCCGUCAGUGGAUUUUGAUGAAUUUGUUGAGCUGUUCUCUAAAAGUGCUGUGAAGGAAAAAAAGAAGCCAAUAUCAGACACCAUCAUGAAGUCUAAGGCCAAACAGGUAGUUAAGCUGUUAAACAACAAACGAUCCCAGAAUGUGGGGAUCCUCAUGUCCAGUAUCCACUUGGACAUGAAGGACAUCCAGAAUGCCAUUCUGAACAUGGACAACACUGUGGUGGAUCUUGAGACAUUGCAAUCACUGUAUGACAAUAGAGCUCAGCAAGAUGAAAUGGAGAAGAUUGAGCAGCAUAUCAAGUCAUCCAAAGUCAAGGAUGACGCAAAGCCAUUGGACAAGCCGGAACAGUUUCUCUUCCAGUUGUCCCAAAUCCCCAAUUUCUCAGGAAGGGUGUUUUGCAUCAUCUUUCAAUCAACCUUUGUUGAAUGUAUCUCUUCCAUCCUCCGGAAAGUAGAAAUCCUUCAGAAAGUGUGUAUGACUCUGAAGAGUGGUCAGAAAUUGAUGCAGGUACUUGGCUUGGUUUUAGCUUUUGGGAACUUCAUGAAUGGAGGGAACAGAUCGCGAGGGCAGGCCGACGGCUUUGCUCUAGACAUCCUGCCCAAACUCAAGGAUGUUAAGAGCAGUGAUAACUCUCAGAGUCUUUUGUCAUACAUCGUUUCUUACUAUCUAAGGCACUUUGAUGAGGACGCCGGUAAAGAGACUUGUGUCUACCCACUUCCUGAACCCCAGGACCUUUUCCAGGCAUCUCAGAUGAAGUUUGAGGACUUUCAGAGAGACUUACGAAAGCUGAGGAAAGACCUCAAUGCAUGUUCUGUGGAAACCGAGAAAGUCUGCCAGUUCUCUUCUGAAGAGCACCUGCAGCCCUUUAAGGACAAGAUGGAGGAGUUUCUAAGCCAAGCAAAAAGUGAUAUGGAGGCACAAGAAAAACAGCUAGAGAACACUCAUAAGAUUUUCUUGGAGUUAAGUGUGUUCUUUUCAGUGAAGGCCAAGUCAGGGGAGAAGGAGGUUUCUCCCAACACACUGUUUUCUGUAUGGCAUGAGUUUUCCACAGAUUUCAAAGAAGUUUGGAAGAAGGAAAACAAACUGAUUUUACAGGACCGACUGAAAAUGGCAGAGGAGGUCUUUAAACAAGCUAGAGAGAAGGCUUCGUACAGUGUUAAACCCAAACAGUCCUCUGGAAUAAAGGCCAAACUGAGUCAGAAAAUCUAAGACAAUCUACUGGAGAAUUCUUAUCAAGGGGAAGUUUGAACAGAACUUGUUUUGCUAUUGUGUUUGUUGUUAUUGUUCAUUUCCAUCAUCCUUAUAUGCCACAAACAGUGUCGCCUUAUUGGAAAGUGCAAUGCAGUAAACUAUUACAGUAUUUGGACAGUGACACUGUUUUUUGUCUCUGUAUUCCAACACUUUGAAUUUGAAAUGAUCCAAUGACCAUGGGGUUGAAGUGUUUUCAUGUGAGGGCUUUUCAACAAUAUUGUAUGAACCAUUUAAAAACAACCACACAUUUUGUACAUUGUCCCCACGAUUUUAGGUUACCAAUAGUAUUUGGACUGAUUAAUAUCAUGUUCUCAUGAUUAGCACUUUUUUAUUUAAACUUUUUCUUAUACAGAGUCAGUCUGAGGAAUAGGUCUAUUUUACAACUACAGAAAAUAAAUGUGAAAAACUAAAAUAGGAAAAACUAAAUCAGGAAAAACAGUCCUACUGAACAACAAAAAGUAAGAACCCUUGCAUUUCCUUUGCAUGCGUAUGUCUGAGAGGCUUAUAAACUUCACCAGACGCUGGGCAUCUUCCCUGGUGAGGGCAUUUGCUUUCAUGUGUCGCUGUCCACUUUAGAAUUCAGAGCCAUACAUGCCCUGGCAUGCCACCAACUCCACCCUGUUUCACAGGUCUGGUGGUAUACUUUGAAUCAUGGACAGUCACUUUCUUCUUCAAACGUUCCUCUUUCCGUCGCUCAAGUACAGGUUAUGUUCCAUCUCAUCUGUCCAUAACACUUGGUCGAGAACUCUACAGGCUUCUUUAACUACGUUUUAGUAAACUGUAGCCUUGCAGUUCUGUUCUUGGAGCUUAAUAUUUGUUUGCAUCUUGUAGUGUGCCUUCUAAAGUACAGCUGGUGCACUCUUCUGUCUAUGCGAGUAUUUACUCAUGAAUUACUACCUCCUGGAGAGUUUUCUUGAUCUGUUGGACUGUUAAUCUUUUUAAGUCACCAUUUAAAGUAUUCUUCAUCACCUAUUUUCAUGGUCCUUUUUCUACCAGGUUGUUUGCAUAUGCUGAUGUACCAAAGAGCUGCUGAUUUUGGCACGCCUAAUGAUUUGUCUAUGUCUCUGAUUCAUUUAAUUUGAUUUAGCUGUCAAAUGAUGUGCAGCUUGACUUGCAUUGACCCCUCUUUGUGUUGUCAGACACCAGCAACAGACUCCAAAUGCAAAACCAAGAAUAGACGUUGUCAGCUCUCUUGUGCAUGAAAAAAAACAUACCUGUUUAAUAAGAAACCUCUGUAAAGCAGGUUGUCCAAGUGCAUUUGGUGUCUAUCCUAAAAUGGGGUGACAAUGUAUAAAACGUGCUCUCAUAUUUAAAUGGUUCUUUCGAAAUGAGUGGAAAUAGCCUAAAGUUAAAGGUGACAGUUUAUGCCUUCUCUGUGGUUAUUGUAAAUCUUUUAUCUAUUGUGGAAUACUGAACCUAAAAAACAAAAUCAAUAAAGCGUGUCAAUAUUCAUAUACUUUUGGAGUUCACUGUAAAAAUACAGUACCAUGAUUUGGCAGCGUCAGUCAGAGAGAUUUCCCCCACGUCCAAGGAAAGUAUUUAGCAAAGUAUUUAAUACUGAAUAAAAUUGUUUAUUUUAGACAGAUGACAAUAAUGAGUAAUACAUAAUUUAGAAGUCACAGACAUGUUGUGGUAUUCCCUGUAGCAUUUGAUAGAAUAAUCCACUUAAGACAAUCAUGUUUAUCAAGGACACUUCUAAAGUUCAGCUGGUGUAAUAUACUGUCUAUGGUUAGGUAUUUAACUCAUAUGACUACCUCCUAGAGAGUUUUACUGAUGUAACGUCAUUUAAAUGUAAUAUCCAAUUGAAACAACAUCCAGAGUAACAUACAGUUAACAUACAGUUAAAGGCUGCAUAUAUUUUAAUACUCUUUGUGCAAAUCAAACCCUGGUAUGCUGUACUCUUAAUUGAACCAUGUGGGAUCUUGCAGUAAAUCUUGCAGUAAAAAAAAACAGAGCACAACAUUGGCUUAUAUUUGCCUACCAGACAGCAAGUGCCUUUAGCACACUAAUUUAGUUCUGGCCAGUAAGCCAAUGCCCUUAGGCCAAAUUACUCUUACAAUACAACUUUUUUGGAAAUGAAUCUUCCUUAGUGACAGCCUGCGUUGUAGCAAUCUUGGGUUUUUUGUCCACUGCUUUUCAUAAAUGGUUGAUGUUUGAUGUAAAGAUGAGGUUUAUCUAAGUGUUAUCUAUGUUACAUGUAAAAUGUUAUGCAAACUGUAAUGGACAUAUCCUUUUUAUUUGUAUAUUUGCUGUCCUGAUUGGUGUGCUGUUGAAGCUUUAUUUAACUGUUGGUGACUAUGUCUCUAGGUGCAAUAAUCUCUUUGUCCAGAUAAAUUACUAUUUAUUGACAACAAUAAUUUUUCAACCUAUUCUUAACCAUCAGUCUACCGUAUCCUUUAAUGACACAACAUUGUUUACAUUCACUUGAUAUUCACAUGAAAUAGAUUCAAUAUAAAGUAUAUUCAUAAUCACUUUUUCCAUUGUCAUUUACAUAUAUAUUCAUAGAGGAGCAGUUAGGACAAUACAAAAUAUAAUAACAUAACUUAUUUACUGGUUAGCUUGGUAUUUGUGUGAAUAAUUUCACAUUUGGACAUUUUAAACACAGGCGGAGCAUAUUCCAGAUCUUAUGGAUAGCUCACCCAUGUACAGCAUGUCCUAGAGCCAAACAUUAGCUGAAAAGGGACAUCAGUGCAUGGCAAUAGAUAAGGUAAUAUCACAAACUGUAUACAUUUGAGUGGAAAGAUCCAGUUGACUAAAUUUGACUUAAAUAUGUCUUUACUUUUGUAUGCUGUGCUAUGCAUCCAUUUUUGACAGAACUUUGUAGCUAUAACUCACCCAUAGCUGUCAAUGUCGUCAAAAGUCAUUCAUGGGCAACUCUACUGUCUGUAUAUUAAAGGUUCAUUGUGUGUGACCAAUUAAACAAUGUAUAAAGGGAUGAUGCAGAAUAAUCCAAUAUAAGGGAGAAACACUAGCUAUCCCCUGGUAUGUCAAUGGUAUUCAUGUUCAUGUUAACGUUCACUUUGACGUUCACAUUAGUGUUCACUGUGACGGUUAUCACCUGUCUAAAAAUAAUUCCUUAGAGUUUCCUGCUAUCACUUACAUCCACCGACAUGCAGCGACACUGUUUCACGUGCUGCACUUUGCGGUGGCGAAAGUUUGGCUGCAGACCUGGACAGUCAAGCUGAACAGUGAGCUGGGUGACACGGUGUGGCCUGCAGAAGGAACAGGACAGGAAGGGCUCCUCUGCCUUGUUGUUUUUUUUCCGGGCAGAACCUGGUCCUCGAUUUGAGCUAGUGCUCAUGUGGCGGGGGAUGUAGAAGGAGUUACACUGGCCGUAGCAGAAGCGGUUGACCACCGUUCGACUCCGGCAGCCUUCCUCGCUCACCGUCUGACGAAGUGGUUGUGUCUUGCACCAGUCACGUCGGAGGUAGCGGCUCUCUGUGACCACCAGGGCCUCCCGACUUGAAGAAAGGACUUCAGGUUUCCAUGGCAACAGGCGCUGGCUCACUGAUAGGUUUACUUUGGACUUGGAAGGUGAGGGGAUGGAGCCCUGGGGGCGGGGUUUUCUGGUCUCUGUGCCUACACAGAGGAACCCAACUAAUAGGACCGUGAGAGUGAUUCUCCAAAACAUUCUGGGAAUGACAAUACAGAAAGGUUAGUUAGAGUGCUACUAAUUGAACAUCAAGCCUUGAUCCUUGAUUGCAUUAUCAAUAGAAUACUACCAGAAAAAGCUGUUUAGUAACGAGGUAACAGGUAACAAGAUAUCAUAUUUCAAUCCUAUUCCAUUGUAACACAACUCCAGAAGUAUUUGUAUUCUUUAUGGUAUGGCCUCAAGUAUGUGUGUAUGCAUGUGAUAUUGUUCUAUUUAAUUGCCCCCUCCCAUUCAGUUUGGCCUUUCAGGCAUUAUUCUGGAAAUUAAUUUACCAUGUCCACCUCCAUUUGUCAAUGUCUAUGUGUCAUUACUUUUCUUUGCUUUCUUGUCAGCUAUAGGAUUGUUACAAAAAUAAACAUGUCUGGUCAUCAAAGGACACCCGUAAACACCCGUCACGAGAAAAAUAAGUUCAUUGUAUUGGUCCCGUCCCCGGGUAAAAUAAUUAAAGCUUUGCUUACUCUA